AUGGACGACCUCUUGAAUCUCGAGCUUUUGUCACUCGUGUCCAAGGUCACCUCCGAACUGCAGAACCACUUGGGCGUAUCCGACAAGACACUCGCCGAGUUCAUCAUCGCCCAGCGAGUCGACGCCGAAGACUACGAUGGCUUCAAGAAGAAGCUGGCCGGCAUGGGCGCCGACUUCCCCCCGAGUUUGGUGGAAAGCGUCGAUCGCUUGGUGCUAAACAUGCACCCAAAGAUGAAGGGGAAGGCGAAGAAGAGCAGCAACGGUGCCGGCACCAGCGACGAGCACCACCACCGCAGUGCUGCCGAGAAGGACGAGAUCUUCAGAGGCCUCUCGGUGCCCGACAAGCCCGUGGCAUACGAUAGCAUAGGUGACGGAGUUGAUGCUAUUGACGAUACGCUGGCGCUGUUGGAAGGGCUGGAGGGCAAGGCGCGGAAAGACAAGUCAGAUUCGCGCAAGCGGAGCCGUAGUCCAGACGACGGUCGCGACACACGGCGGAAGCGGAGGGGUCGGUCGAGAUCGAGGGAACGGAGGAAGCGCGACAAAUACCGAUCCAGAUCACGAUCUCACGACGAUUUCGACAGUGGGCCUUCGCUGAAGCAGAGGAGCAGGAGACGCAACUACGACGACGAGGACGAUGGCCGUUUCAAGAGGGCUCCCGAGCCCGAAGUCGACGACGCGCCUCAGCUUCACAAGGUGUACAGCGGUCACGUCACCGGUAUCAAGGAUUUCGGCGCCUUCGUGAACCUCCACGGCGUCCGCGGCAAGGUGGAUGGUUUGGUACACAUUUCCAGGCUGGUGGAAGGUCAACGGGUCAACCACCCGUCGGACCUGCUGGAGAAGGGCCAGGACGUCAAGGUCAAGGUUGUCAACAUCGAGGGAAACAGGAUAGGUCUGUCGAUGAAAGAGGUGGACCAAGAGACAGGCAUGGACCUAUACCCGGAAGACAGGAUAUCCUCGGGCGCAAACAUGCAAGCGCUGGGUGGCGGCGGCGGCCGGAACGGAAAUAUGUUCGACGAUGGACCGAUGCCGCCCCCGCAGCAUCAACCUCGCCGGCAGAAGAAACGCAUGACGUCGCCGGAGAGAUGGGAGAUUCGCCAGCUGAUCGCAUCCGGUGUCGCAAAGGCCUCCGAUUACCCCGACCUGGAAGAAGACUACAACGCGACGCUGACGGGCGACGGAGAGCUGGAACUGGAACAGGACGUUGACAUUGAGGUUCGAGAGGAGGAACCACCGUUCCUGGCUGGUCAAACAAAGCAGUCGCUGGAGCUGUCGCCUAUUCGAGUCGUCAAAGCACCGGAUGGCUCUAUGAAUCGAGCUGCCAUGUCAGGUACCGCGUUGGCAAAGGAGAGGAAGGAGCUGAAGCAACAAGAAGCGGAGGCUGCUGCGGCAGAAGACUCCAAGGUCGAUCUCUCUGCGCAGUGGAACGACCCGAUGGCAGACCCGGACAAGCGCAAGUUCGCCAGCGACCUGCGGAACGCCAAGUCACAGAUGGCCCAGAACAAGCCCGACGCUGUUCCGGAGUGGAAGCGAGCGGUGGCGCCAAAGGACCAGGCUUUCGGCAAACGGACAAACAUGAGCAUCAAGGACCAACGAGAGUCGUUGCCCGUGUUCGCCUUUCGACGGAAGUUUUUGGACGCUGUCAGAGAGCAUCAAGUCAUGGUGGUUAUCGGAGAGACCGGCUCAGGCAAGACGACGCAACUGACUCAAUACCUCGCCGAGGAUGGCUUCGCCAACGACGGCGUCAUCGGAUGCACACAGCCCAGACGUGUUGCCGCCAUGUCUGUUGCGAAGCGUGUAGCCGAGGAAGUUGGGACCCCGUUGGGUGAGGCUGUCGGGUACACGAUUCGAUUCGAAGACAAGACGAGUCCGGCGACCAAGAUUAAGUACAUGACAGAUGGCAUGCUUCAGCGUGAGAUUCUUGUCGACCCGGACCUGAGGCGUUACUCGGUCAUUAUGCUCGACGAGGCCCACGAGCGUACCAUUUCCACGGAUGUCCUGUUCGCGCUUCUGAAGAAGACGAUGAAACGUCGGAAGGACCUCAAGGUCAUUGCCACAUCAGCAACACUCGACGCCGACAAAUUCUCGUCAUAUUUUGACGGCUGUCCCAUUUUCACAAUCCCUGGUCGCACGUUCCCCGUUGAGGUCCUGUACUCGCGCGAGCCCGAGUCCGAUUACCUCGAUGCCGCGCUGGUCACCGUCAUGCAGAUUCACCUUACCGAGCCGCCCGGAGACAUUUUGCUUUUCUUGACGGGCCAGGAAGAAAUCGACACGUCGGCCGAGAUUCUGUAUGAGCGGAUGAAAGCAUUAGGGCCCAACGUCCCAGAGCUCAUCAUCCUCCCCGUGUACUCUGCACUUCCCAACGAGAUGCAGAGUCGCAUUUUCGAUCCCGCACCCCCGGGCUGCCGAAAGGUAGUUAUUGCAACCAACAUUGCCGAAACCUCCAUCACAAUCGAUAACAUCUACUUUGUCGUAGACCCCGGUUUCGUCAAACAGAAUGCCUACGAUCCCAAAUUGGGCAUGGACUCUUUAGUCGUCACCCCGAUCUCGCAGGCCCAAGCAAAUCAGCGUGCUGGACGUGCCGGUCGUACGGGGCCCGGAAAGUGUUUCCGCCUGUACACCGAAGCGGCAUACCAGUCCGAGAUGUUGCCUACUACCAUUCCGGAGAUUCAGAGACAGAACUUGUCACACGUUAUUCUCAUGCUCAAGGCCAUGGGCAUCAACGACCUUUUGCACUUUGACUUUAUGGACCCUCCGCCGAUCAACACGAUGCUCACGGCGCUGGAGGAGCUAUACGCACUCAGCGCACUAGACGACGAGGGCCUGCUGACGCGUCUGGGACGAAAGAUGGCAGACUUCCCCAUGGAACCGUCUCUGGCCAAAGUGCUCAUCAUCUCGGUCGACAUGAAGUGCUCGGCCGAGAUGCUCAUCAUCGUCGCCAUGCUCAACCUCCCCAACGUAUUUUACCGCCCCAAGGAGAAGCAGUCGCAGGCGGACCAGAAAAAGGCCAAAUUCCACGACCCGCACGGCGACCACCUCACGCUCCUCAACGUCUACAACUCGUGGAAGCAGAGCAGCUACUCGAGCCCGUGGUGUUUUGAAAACUUCAUCCAGGCGCGGUCGAUGAAGCGGGCCAAGGACGUGCACGACCAGCUAGUCAAGAUCAUGGACCGGUACCGGCACCCCGUCGUCAGCUGCGGGCGGCACACGCAGAUUGUGCGGCAGGCCUUGUGUUCGGGCUUCUUCCGCAACGCGGCGCGGAAAGAUCCGCAGGAAGGGUACAAGACGCUCAUUGAGGGGACGCCGGUGUACCUGCACCCGAGCUCGGCGCUGUUUGGGAAGCAGGCCGAGUGGGUUAUUUAUCACACGCUCGUGCUGACGACCAAGGAGUACAUGCACUGCACGACGAGCAUCGAGCCCAAGUGGCUCGUGGACGCGGCGCCGACGUUUUUCAAGGUUGCGCCGACGGAUCGGUUGUCCAAGAGGAAGCAGGCGGAGAGGAUCCAGCCUUUGCAUAACAAGUAUGCUGGCGAGGAUGAUUGGAGGCUUAGUGCGCAGAGGAAGGGUGGUCGUGGCGGUGGUGGCGGCGGGACGUGGGGUUAG
Colletotrichum orchidophilum is the source of this 3600-nucleotide messenger RNA. Its product is annotated as helicase associated domain-containing protein. Gene Ontology annotation, cellular component: intracellular anatomical structure; catalytic step 2 spliceosome. Gene Ontology annotation, molecular function: ATP hydrolysis activity; RNA binding. The coding region runs from base 1 to 3600 and encodes 1199 amino acids. Gene Ontology annotation, biological process: spliceosomal complex disassembly. The transcript has a single exon. NCBI's taxonomy places the organism in Eukaryota, Fungi, Ascomycota, Sordariomycetes, Glomerellales, Glomerellaceae. The record is from RefSeq and is a predicted model, not a curated record.